AUGUCGUCAUUGAAGAAUGAACAUGAUACGUCAUCUUUAAGGACAAGACAAAAAAAAUCAUCAAGUUUAUCAUGUUGCUUCAUUAAUAGCCAUCAUUGUUCAGACCUAUUUGAGUCUUCGCCUUGUCCUACCAGGUUAUCAUUGUGCUGGUUCCGUAACAAAAUAAAACAUGAUCAUAAUUCACCCGAGCUUAGAGAAAAAUGUAAAAGCUUCAUUCAUAAUAUGGGUAGACAGCGUCGCCAUGUUUCAGCAGAUUUUAGCUAUGAUCCCCUUAGUUAUGCUAUGAACUUUGAAGAUGAUGAAACUUUCUUGGAUGAUUACCAGAAAUUUCCUGCAAGGAACUUUGCAGCAAGAUUGCCAUUGUCUCCUCCUUCCAAAGAGAAAAUACCAAUCACCAAUAUGCUAGAUCACGAUAUGAUAAGGUUAGAUAUGAAGAGUAAAAGCUUUAAAUUGCCGAACAAAAGGUCACAAGCCAUACAAGACGUGAGGAGAAGCCUUGAAAUUCCUAUCUCUCAAGUAAACAACGAUAUUUUAAGACAAGAUGUAAAUAUGAGGUACACGCUUUAUAAAUAA
Solanum dulcamara is the source of this 573-nucleotide messenger RNA. RefSeq lists its product as uncharacterized. The coding region runs from base 1 to 573 and encodes 190 amino acids. The record is from RefSeq and is a predicted model, not a curated record. Lineage: Eukaryota; Viridiplantae; Streptophyta; Magnoliopsida; Solanales; Solanaceae. The transcript has a single exon.